Molecule: messenger RNA, 2602 nt
Organism: Ananas comosus (pineapple)
Lineage: Eukaryota; Viridiplantae; Streptophyta; Magnoliopsida; Poales; Bromeliaceae
Product: kinesin-like protein KIN-5B
Exons: 10
Coding region: 333-1019 (228 amino acids)
Molecular function (GO): plus-end-directed microtubule motor activity
Source: RefSeq, a predicted model, not a curated record
CAAAUUAAUUACACAUCUCCUUCUACACAGACCCAAAAACCCGACACCUCGCCCUUUCUCCCUCGCGGAUCGACCGCACACAUUUUCUAGGGUUGCUAUCGUCUUCUCCAACAUCUUCCUCUCUAGGGUUUUCUCCUCAAUCAUUUUCUAGGGUUUUUGGGUGGAUCGAAGGGGGGCGCUUGCGUGGUGAUCGACGUGGGGCGCGGUGGCGAAGAGGCAGAAGGGGGCGGCGGCGGAGGAGGAGAUGGGGACGGGGAGAAGGUGUGCCGGAUCUGCCAUUUGAGCCCGGAUCAAGGGGAGGAGGCAUCCGAGUUGAUCCAGCUCGGUUGCGUAUGCAAAGACGAUCUCGGGAUCGUGCAUCGUCACUGCGCCGAGGCGUGGUUCAAGCUAAGGGGCAACAGUUUCUAGUCACUGCAGUUUCAGAGGCUGAGCAAGUUCUGAAUGAUCUUCAGAGAUCUCUCUCUGAACAAAAAGAAUUACUUGCUUUCUCUGCACAACAACAGGAGAUGGUAUUGCAAAGGAGUCUUCUUUCAACACAAGCCAUAUCAAAGACAACAGUAGAUUUCUUCAAUGAUUUAAAGGCCCAUGCCUGUAAGCUUAUGAAAGAGACUGACGAAAAUCAUAUGGAAAGAAUGCAUCAACUAGCAGAUUUUGAGGAGACAUUUAAGGAACUGUCAGCUAAAGAAGAAAAGGCAGCCAUUGAAAAGAUUGUUGGAAUAUUAGCAAGCUUAACAGCCAUGAGAACAAAUAUGGUUUCAUCCACCGUACAUAGACUAAGUGAAAGAUGUAGUCAAGAGGCGAAUAAAUUGCAAUUACACAUGUCUAGCAUGCAACAAGCUUCAAAUAAUGCUAAAAAGGAGUGGAUUUCCUUCGUAGAAAAAGGAGAAAGCCGGUACCAGGAAGAUAUAUCUUCAAGCGCUAGACUCCGAAAUAAUAUGGAAAAUGUCCUUCACCAAUGUUCGGAGAAAGUAGGGCAGUCAAUGUGUCAUUGGGCGCAUACUCAAUUAUCCAUCAACUAGCUUAAUAAGAAUUUUGGUGCAGAAAUCGAGUAUUCAAUUGAUCGAACAAAUCAAGAUAAUGGAAAUGUUUUUGGAGAAUUAGUCUCUGAGUCUUCAAAGACUGAUAUGGAGUUUGACAAGGCAAUUGGAGAUCUACUAGCUUCUUCAAAGAGUUCUCUUCUUCUGGAUAAUCAAACAACAGAGGGGAUAGAACCUUUUUCAAGCUUCUGCUUGGAUCAUUUAAAAUCAUUGCAGGAUAACCACAGUGGAAGCAUAGAGUCUAUUAGAAUCCUGACGGAGAAGUGCUUUCUAGAAGAUUACUUGAUUGAUAGUCCAAUUAGGAGGCCUCUGAGAGAGCAAGAGAUCAGUGUACCAAGCUUGAAAUCGAUAGAGGAGUUGAGGAAAUCUUUAACUGAUGUGGUUAGGGAGUUUAGAUCAGAAAAUGGAUUGAAGGGGGAAGUAGGAGGGAAGCAACAGAUGGAUGAUCAACUUAAACAAACACCAAGAAUUCCAUUCAUGUCCAUCAAUUAAAGAGAUAAGUUCAUUCUCAAGAGGUACUCAUUUGGACUGCUUGUGACCUUAAUGUAGUACAGUAAGAAGUUCCUGUACUGAUCAUAUCAUGUUUUGAGGCUGAGUGCUAAUUUGUGAUAUUAGGACAUUAUUAUUGGAUGUGGCUAGAUAGUUAGCAUGGUCUUUGAAGUUUGUGUAUGAAAUUUUAGGCGAGAAUUUCGGUAUAUAUGUGCUAAGAGAAUUAAUUAUAGAUUAGAAGGUCUAGAAAGGACUGAGGUUUGUUUGGUUUGAAAAGGUCUUUCUUGGAAAUGUUUUCUUGAGUAGAACUGCUCGAAGUAAACUAACAAUAAGUAGCUAGAUUAUCUGCUAUUACAACACCAUAGGAUCUUGGUGGGCCCAAAUUGUGUGACUGUUUUGUUGGACAAUAGCUUUUUGUUGAGUAGAAGCUUCAAACCGGAGGUUUUGCUUUUGACACUGAGAGCUCAUUUCAUCUUAUUAGUCGAGCCGAAGGCAAUUUAGGUUGUUGUCUACAGUAUGUCUUGUUUGUUCUUCUAUCUUUCUUUCCUUACCUAAAUCUGAUCCCAUCUGAAUCUUCGAGCCGAAAUCAAUUUAGGCAAUUUAGCAAUUUAGGCAUCUGAAUCUUCUCGAGAGGAUGUGAUUGCAAUGGAAAAUAAAAUUUAUAUCGAAGUCAUAAGAAAAGAGUAUGGUGGCCGAGUGGGAGAGCUAGGAUUGAUCCCAUCUGAAAGUUGUGUGUGUUAUAACUCGGAAUCAAUGGAAGAAGUACAAAAGUUAAGAGAGGAAGUGCAAGAGAAUAAAAAAAUGGUUCUCAACAGCAAUCACAAUUAGCUGCCGAUAUGGAAUUUAUAAGACAAAAAAUGCGAGAUUGUAACCUUGGUGGCAGUCGUCAGGAUCCCGAGUCUUCGGGCACUUGCUAUACGUCAGCAUCAUCAAAUCCUUCCAAUGAUACUUGAUCAUUUUUUUUGUAUUUGGACUUACUAUGCCCUUUAGUAUCAUUUUAUGUUUUGAGCUACUGUGUCAUUUCUAAAAAACUGUUUUUGGAUAUUAUAGUUUUUUAUCAUUUUAUUGAUGUUGAG